Molecule: messenger RNA, 1721 nt
Organism: Sander lucioperca (pikeperch)
Lineage: Eukaryota; Metazoa; Chordata; Actinopteri; Perciformes; Percidae
Exons: 6
Coding region: 347-1174 (275 amino acids)
Molecular function (GO): S-adenosylmethionine-dependent methyltransferase activity
Source: RefSeq, a predicted model, not a curated record
GUUUGUAGGUGGCUGUGAUGUGGUGCUUACUUAGACAAACAUUUUCGCGACAGUAGAUCUGGGAAACGAUUUGAAAAUCGGCAGUAAUAUGUUUGUGAUUGUGUGACGAAUCUGGUGACAGAGGCGGCCCACAUCGGCAGCUGUUAGGUAAACACAACAUACGGAAACCAGUUAGUGUGGAAACCAGUAGGGCUAUAACACCGGCAGAAAAGAAUAGGAGCCUACACGGUCUUUUCAAUGUGGAAGUUAGCUCCUCUUACCCAGUAAAACCCAUAAGAUAAAAUAGAUGGCUUUUAUCUUUAUGUAAACGUAUGCUAUAUCAGCUGUUGAGAGGGAUCAACGAACUAUGGCUUACCGUCUGUUUGAAGGCAAAAAGCAUGCUUCUUCCUACUGGAAGUACAGGAUCUCACCAUCAGAUGAACUAAUACGACAGGUGCUUGACUUUCUGGAAAAACGGAAAGGACAUCCCUUCGAGCUGGCAGUGGAUGUUGGUUGCGGCUCAGGACAGGGAACAGUGCUGCUGGCCAAACACUUUGCCUCGGUGGUAGGGACAGACGUUAGUCCUGCCCAGGUGGAAGUGGCGUUGGAGCAUGCUAAAGAGCCAAACAUCACAUAUAGACAGUGUGUGGCCGAGGAGCUGCCAUUUGCUGACAGCUCGGUGGACUUGGUGACAGCCAUGUCUGCCUUCCACUGGUUCGACCGACCACGUUUUCUCCAGGAGGCCCACAGGGUCCUGAAGUCCAAUGGCUGCUUGGCUCUGCUCAACUACACCAUUAACAUGGAGCUCAGCUACCCGGACUGCUGCUCACAUACACUCAACCAAGUCUGCAAAGAGUUUUAUGCAGCCUUGCAGCCUUACCGCAGUCCCCACCUUGGUGCCAGCUCUAUGGAGUUAUACCGGGAGGCCUAUGAAUCCAUCCCUUACCCUGACAAGGACUGGCAAGAGUGUGUGUGGGUGAAAAGACCCAUGCCUCUGUCCAGCUACAUGGGGUUGGUGGAGUCUUUCUCGAGCUAUCAGGCUCUGCUGAGAGAGGACCCGCAGAAAGCCACCUCACUCUCCCAGGACAUCUGUCAAAGGUUGAUGUCCGUAAUGAGGGUGACCUCUGUGGAGACAGAGGUAAUGGUGGCUGUGAAGUAUUUUUACCUUCUGGCCUGCAAACCCCAGGAAGCCUGACUACUGCCAGCACAGGAACGUGUGCUACCCCCCCAGUAUUUUGUCAACUUUUCUGUGUGAAGGUUUUCUCUUGGACAUUUAAAUACAGAAUGCUAGUGUGUAGUGUGCUAGUUGUUACUUAUAUAAGCUAUGUAUAUAUGCUUAGACUCUCUGUUUUGCAUACAAAUGUCACAUAUUUAAAAGGAAUAGUUUGACAUUUUGGGAAAUACUCUUAUUUACUUUCUUGUUGAAAGUUAAAUGAGAAGAGUGAUGCCUCUCUCAUAGACAUGAGAGUGUAUUGAUCUUCUGAAAUAAUUUUUAGCAAGAAAGCUUUCUGAGAAUAUCAAACUAUUGCUUUAAAGUUCAACUAAGGAAAGAGCUGAUCAGCUGUUUCUUUAACAAAAACAUGCACAAAUGUACUGUGCAGAUUUCCGGGCGACAGUCGCUCACUCCGUCGGGACUUGGCUUGGGAAUCUCUCCAUUUAAUGCAUAUCUAUAGGGCCCUUCAGCAUUUGUGUGUAUUUCGGACCUGUGUGUGUAAUGUGUGUAAUAACAGAGUGAAAAAAAA